Messenger RNA from Photinus pyralis (common eastern firefly), 2548 nucleotides. RefSeq names its product chondroadherin-like. The transcript has a single exon. Lineage: Eukaryota; Metazoa; Arthropoda; Insecta; Coleoptera; Lampyridae. Gene Ontology annotation, cellular component: extracellular matrix. The record is from RefSeq and is a predicted model, not a curated record. Bases 22 to 1668 code for a protein of 548 amino acids. Gene Ontology annotation, molecular function: protein binding.
UGCGGGUGCGGCGCGCUUGGCAUGGGGGGUGAUAGGGCCCGACCCAUGUGGGUGCUGUUUAUGUUGCUGCUAGCCUGCUCGGCUUAUGCAAUGUGCCCUGCUCGAUGCCGCUGCAAUGACGACCUUCUACACACAUCCUGUGUCGCCGCCAGCUUGGAAGUCGUCCCUAUUCAACUAAACCCCGAAGUGCGACAUAUAAAUCUUUCCCACAAUAAAAUAGAUAACGUUCACUUUACUUUGAGAUUCUACUAUAAUUUAAUAUCCUUAGACUUAUCGGCCAAUAAAAUACAAACACUAGGAAACUCGAACUUUGAAUUUCAACGCCAACUAAAACAUCUAAAUCUAAGUAAUAACGAGAUCGAAAGUCUUUCCAAAGAUUCCUUCAAAGGAUUACAUAACCUUACGGAACUUGAUCUUAGCUACAAUCGCUUGGAAGAGUUGCCUUCGGUGACGUUUCACGAAUUACAUUCUUUGGAGAUACUUCGGCUAAGCAACAACCAACUGGUAUACUUAGAAGAAGGUUUGCUGUCACAGACAAAGCUCCUUCGAGAGCUAAUAUUAGACGAUAAUCAAAUAUUAGAAAUGCCCGGAUCGGCUAUAGGAGACGCGAUGAAUCUUCAAGUCUUAUCUCUAUCCAGAAAUCUUUUAGUAACGAUAGAAGACGGUGAAAUGCCCACCUUACUAGAAUUGCGAGUGCUUUUACUGGACACAAACGUUAUAAAUGAAAUUCAUCCCGGUGCUUUGGCGGGCCUGGCUAGUUUGGAAGAGCUGCACCUAAACGAUAACAAUUUUACAUCGGUUCCCACGGCGUCGCUUUCCAAAUUAUCGAAUUUAACCGUAUUUCAUUUUAGUGGAAACUUUAUUCGCUCCGUUCCGCCCGUGGCAUUUCGCGGCCUUUUUCAAUUGCGUUAUUUACGUUUGAAUAGAUUGGACCUGCUCACUCGCAUAGACUCGAGGGCUUUCGUAGAUAACAUUUAUUUAGAAGAGGUGUGGCUCGACGACAAUAUAGGUCUACAUAGCCUUCCCACGAGACUAUUUUACGGAAAUCCCCGUGUAACUCACAUUUCAAUUCGAAAUAAUCAACUAGUGACCUUAGAAGUUUCAAAUUUCCCACUCGACCAGUUGAAGUCUCUGAAAUUAGGCGGAAAUCCUUUCCAGUGCAAUUGUUCACUAUUGUGGCUUUGGAGAUUACAACAAGAUCAAGUCUCUAGAAAACAGUACAGUAAUGAUACCGUAGGAAGUGAUCUAAUUAUUGAUACGGAAUAUAUUAGAUGCGCAGGGCCGGAACCCUUAGUGAACGUUUUACUUGCAGAUGCUUCAGAAUCGCAAGUAGACUGCUCGUUGGGGUGGAUUGCGGCAGUCUCGGCAGCCCUUUUUGCUUGUCUACUGUUAGCAACAGCAUCUACUUUGCUGUAUUUAGGUCCUAUGAGACGACGUUUAAACAAGCGGGAGCUGCCUCAGAGGGAGACCGCACAGUGUCCCAACGGCACUAGUCUUGCCCUCACGUACGACGAUCCCCGCGUCGAUAAGUAUAUUAUCGGCCCUCCAUUGAUUCAUGAAUACCGCACGUUACCCCCGUGGGAUUCCUUUGCCAAGAACAAUGAUAUGGAGAUUUACAGACAAUUUGAUCCGAAUGUCAAGACAAGACCUCACAUCGUAUAUGUGUAGAGCGAUAUAAAUUAGCAUAUUUCGAUGUGAGCUUGUUCAGUGUUCUUCCGAAUAACCUAAAGUGCAGUGGAUAAAAAAAUAUAAAAUAUAUUAGCCAACAAUAAUUUUGUGUAACGGAAUCACUGUAACUUAUGUACACGUGAGAAAAUUUGUCUUUUGCUUUUUUUGGAUGGUUCUACAUUAUACAUUGAUCAAGUGUUGACAGUUACUUUCCAACUAAUGGCAUAUCUCCAAUAUAGUCUAUGUUCAAUUGGACCAUAAACACUUAGGAACCACGUAGUUUUUAAAAUGUUUACUUAUAUUUUGGAUUGUAUUUUAAAAUAAAGGCAAAUCUUCUUAUAAAUUCCUUAUUACACUUCCUUGUAAUUAUAUUUUUUAAUAUAGUUGCAAAGACUGAAUAAUGACUAGUUUUCUAAACUAUUAUUUAGGGCAUAAUAUGUAUAUAAUACACCAUGGUCUAUUGUGUCAAAUACUGUAACUUAUAUUAGAUGAAUAAAAUAAAUCGCAAUAAUAUUUAAAAACAAAAAAAAACCAUUAUGCAUUUCUAUACCAUACCUUUGUCGUUCACUUUGUAUAAAUAAUUUUGGUAAGAUUAGUUAAAGUGAAACAAAACGUUUGUGCUUACCUAUACGUUAUUCUAUUAUUAAAAACUUGCAUAAUAUACAUAUAUAUUUUUUGCAACUACAAUAUUAUGUAAACAAAUCAGAGUGUAGUCAGAACUAUUUUAAAUAUGCAUCAAAAGGCAUGUCAGCAAAUAUCAUUUUGCUGUUGGUUGAUAAUAAUAUAAACAAGAAAAGAAGAUUACAUGCAUGUAUAUUACCAAUUUGUCAUCUCUGUGCUAUAAUAAACAUUGUAACAGAAUCGUAUCUUUGUUAAAGAG